GACAGAUUGACUCGACCUUUCCUCAUCCAACGCUACAAGGGCUGACGAUUUCUUGCACUUUGAACCCUGUCUGACUGUCCGGAACAGUCAGUUUCAUUGUGUAAACCCGUGCAAUGAGCCUGUACUGACCCUUACCAUUGCUCCUCGUCGCCAUGCUUCCGCAGCUGCACCGUGGCCUUCUACGCCCCUUGUUGUCGACCUACCUGUCCCUCUUCUACCUCCUUAUCGCAUCAGGAACCGCCUACGAAUCCGUCUCGGACAAGACCCUCCAAUCGCUCCCGCGACCUGGCGACGACUUCAACAUCCACAAUGGCGCUCUCCUCGCCCCGAUCCUGGUUCCCCGCGUCUCCGGGACCGCAGGCUCAACCGCCGUCCUGAACCACCUCGCGGAUUUCUUCCGCACCUCACUCCCCGAGUGGACCCUCCAAUUCCAGAACUCGACCUCGAAGACGCCCGUGUCCAAGGGCAAGGAAGUCCCGUUCGUCAACCUCAUCGCCUCCCGCGACCCGCCCGGAGCCCCCGCGGGCGAUGUCGGCCGCCUCACGCUGGUCGCGCACUACGACAGUAAAUACGAGCCGGAGGGCUUCAUCGGGGCGAUCGACAGCGCCGCGCCGUGCGCGAUCAUGCUGCACGCGGUGCGGAGCAUCGACGCGGCGCUGACGAAGAAGUGGGAGGACAUGCGCGUCAAGGGCGAGCUGAAUCUGCUGGAGGAACAACAGGGCAUACAGGUGAUCUUCAUGGACGGGGAGGAGUCGUUCAAGGAGUGGACGGCGACGGAUUCGCUGUACGGGGCGCGCGCCCUGGCAGAGCAGUGGGACGCCGAGGUUCACCCGGCUAUGUCUGUGUACCGGUCGCCGCUGGACUCGAUCUCGCUGUUCGUGCUGCUGGAUCUGCUGGGCGCCAAGGACCCGACGAUCCAGUCGUUCUUUCCGACCACGCACUGGGCGUACAAGAAGCUGGCCCGGCUGGAGCGCCGGCUGCGAGAGCUGAAGCAGUUCCGCUCCUCCGAUCCCGGGCGCUCGUGGUUCCCGCACCUGUCGAAGAGCGAGCAUGAGAUACCCAUGUACAUGCGCAUCGAAGACGAUCAUAUCCCCUUCAUGAGACGCGGCGUCGAGAUUCUCCAUAUCAUCGAUGCAGGUAAUUUCGGAUUCCCCAAGGUCUGGCAUAAGAUGGAGGACAACGGCGAACAUCUGGAUGUAGACACCGUGGAGGACUGGAGCGUGCUGUUGACCGCGUUCGCGGCCGAAUGGAUGGAACUCGAGGGCUUCAUGUCCAGUGGGAGUGACAGCGCUUCUCAGAACAACAAGCGCUCUACGGAUAGCUGGGCCAAGACGGAAUUCCUCUGACUCUACUCCACCAUGUUAAUCAGCAACUGUUAUGAUACAAUAUUCCGGAA
Molecule: messenger RNA, 1396 nt
Organism: Aspergillus homomorphus CBS 101889
Lineage: Eukaryota; Fungi; Ascomycota; Eurotiomycetes; Eurotiales; Aspergillaceae
Product: glutaminyl-peptide cyclotransferase family protein
Exons: 2
Coding region: 153-1346 (397 amino acids)
Molecular function (GO): glutaminyl-peptide cyclotransferase activity; zinc ion binding
Source: RefSeq, a predicted model, not a curated record